Messenger RNA from Homarus americanus (American lobster), 2334 nucleotides. Its product is annotated as uronyl 2-sulfotransferase-like. Gene Ontology annotation, molecular function: sulfotransferase activity. The record is from RefSeq and is a predicted model, not a curated record. NCBI's taxonomy places the organism in Eukaryota, Metazoa, Arthropoda, Malacostraca, Decapoda, Nephropidae. Gene Ontology annotation, cellular component: membrane.
CUGGACCUGGCAGCAGAGGUAGGAGAGAAGAUUCAAGAGACAUCAGAGCUACAUGUGAGUUUUGACCGUCAUGUGUACUUCACCAACUUCACUUCCCUGGGCCUCAAAAUGCCUAUCUACCUGAACCUCAUUAGGGACCCUGUAGAAAAGAUGGUCUCAAGGUUCUACUAUGCCCGUGUGACCCCUCGCCCUGGUGCCAUGACCCCUCCUAACUACCACCCAGCACCUAUGCCACGCCAUGCCACCCUGGAGGAAUGUGUCCUCAGUGGCAGCGAAGAAUGUAACUUCCUCACUGGCCACCACUAUGACCUGACCAUCCCUUACUUCUGUGGCCACCAUGAAUACUGCAGAGAGCUAAACAAUGGUGCAGCUCUGAAACUUGCCAAGCAGAAUGUGGAGGAGUGGUAUCCAGUGGUGGGAGUCCUUGAGGAUAUUAAUGCCACUCUGACUGUGCUCCAGCGCCACCUCCCUCAAUAUUUUGCAAAUGUGGUUGACUUAUACUACAAUGAGUUAUUAGCUCCUCACCACAACAAGAAUCUCCAGCGCCCUACUACAUCUCCCGAGGUGGAGGCCACUCUGAGGAAAAACCUCUCACUUGAAUAUGAUUUCUACAACUUUGUGAGGCAGAGACUUAAUCUUCAGUACCAACAGCUACAGAUAAUAUAAGGUUACAACCACAAUAUUAAGUAUAAUUAUACAGUAUAUUCAAGUUAUUUACUCCAUAUUGUCAUUCAGUAUGUAAAGCAGGACUCUUGGAUGCAGAUUCACCCCCAAUGAUUUACUUCAAUCACUGUGCAUUGAUUAGACUAUUACAGAAGUAAACAGUUGUCAUUACCUACAGUUUAAUGUUCAGUGUGGUAGUUUUUAUCCAUUAUACAGUAGACCUUUAUUGUAUUGCAAAGACUGGGACCGAGAAUUACAGCACCAUGAAAUAUCUAAUCACGAUAUAGCUACUGUAACAGUCAAUAAAUAUGAGUAGGAUAUUUUGGGGGGAGUGGAUUGGAGCCCCUUGCUAUAAACUGACCCUCGGCCUCAGUUGCAAGCUUCGAGUGAACAACUAUUGUAAGAUAACGGGAAACUUUUGCUUGUUUUCAGCCGAUUGCUUGGCAUCAGUUGAUGAACGUGGUGGUCCAUUUGUAAAUAUUUCACUUCUCUGAGUAUACACAAUGUAAUAAAGGGGUUCAAUCGCACAAUAAAGAAAAGUGGGAAUAAUUUGGGGUACCACAAAAUAAUGAGAGUGAAGUAUUGAACUGUGAAAUAACAAGGGUCUACUAUACAAUAUUGAUAUUGACAAAAUAAUACACACUAUUGAGUUUUAAGCCAAUGACCUAAAGAAUACAUUAAUGUGAUCAAAAUUAGCAUACGACUCUCCUGACUAGUGAGAGAAGGGGGUGCAGGAACUUUGAUCGCGUAAUAUCUGGGCAGGAGCAGUCAGUGAUGUGUUCAGGAAGCUGGGGAAGCAGUCAUUGCUGAUGGAGUCAGGUUAUUAUGUCAAGAUCAUUCAUUUUGUAAAAUGGUUAAUUUUGAACACUUUAAUUUUUAUGUAUAGAAUCAGUGCAAUCAAGUGUAACUUUUACUCUAACAUAUGUACGCAUGAAUAUAAUUGUAAUCCAUGAAAAUAAUCAAAAUUGUAAUCAAAGUAUUGAAAGAAAUGUAAUCAUGACUGUACAUUAUUACUUCUCUAUACCGAAAUAAUUAGUGAACAGCCAAUUCGGUAUAGGGAGGUUUUCGGUAUAAAACAAAUUUGAAAAUUUUGUCCAAUACCGAAAUUUGUUAGAUAUACAGUACAGUAUAUGAAAAAGAUCAGUGAUUUUAUUCCAAAUAAAAUGUCACAAUACCGGAUUUUAUUGUUAUAUAAAAUAUACUGUAAUUUGGUAACACAAGACAAAAACAGCAUACAGCAUCUAUAUGAGUCUCUUGUGAGAGUUAAGGUAAAUAGUUUGUUAAUUUUUAUAAUAUCCGAGAUAGGAGAAUGAGUCCUAGGUUCAAAAAGUAAUAAAAAAUAAACAAAGAAAACUAAUGGAAUCCGUUAAGAAAGCAUCAACAUGGUUGUUUGUUUUGAUUUCAGCCAAUCAAACCAAAGUGCACAACUCAAAACAUAACACAUGCAGUGCCGGAUUUAGACCUGUGGAGGCCCAUGCAGCCUCUUUGUGGAGGCUCCCCUCAUUAUAACUACCCAAGAGGGUGGGGUGGCAACUGAAGCGAGCCUAAACCUCUGGGAGUUUCGGGGGGCGCUGUAAUCCCACCGGGAAAAUUUUGAAAUUUGAACACUUCUUUGGAGAAUUUUGAAGCCAUAUGCAGUUAUAUUGAGGAAAUUAGAACAUUGAGAAAUUU